UUUUCAUCUUAAUAAGAUGUUUUAAUAUCACCCCAUUUGCUCUGUGACUGGAUUUUCGUGAUUAUUGAUUUUGGCUAAUACUCCUAAAAAUACUGAUUUUUCUCCAUUGGUCUCCAUUAUUGAUGGCCCAACCGGAGCUUCUGGGUUCCUCAUCACCGUCCCUUGUCAAAACGCAACGCGUGUACUCCAUGCCGCAGACGACAGAACUCGACACAAUCCGCUCCAGAAGAUCCCCAGACAGACGACGUUCCCGGUUGACACAGAAGAGUCUGGAUGUGUGCCACUACCGGAAGACGGUGGCAAACCUGGAGAAGCGACUGCUGGACCGAGAUCAGCUGCUGGAAGCGAGGGGUGUGAAGAUGGAGGCGCUGCCCACUGAGCACAACAAGACGAUAACCGAGAAGAACGAGGUGCUGGAGCACAUGACGCGGGCGCAGAACGAUGAUGACGUAGUCCGCUUCCUGCCCGUGGAAAUCCUGAGGGAGACCUUCCUGCACCUUAACACCGUUGAUCAGUGGCGGAUGCGGGAAGUGUGCCCCGGUUGGAACCGCAUCCUUGCUUCUGCCGCCAAACCGAAUAAGCGCUUGCUGCACAUCCAGUUCCCACUCGAUCCUUCCCGCUCGUUCCUACUUCGUCGACGCUCGUCUUCCGAGGGCAAAGUUUUUAUUGCUGCCGCCUGUGCAGCUCGCUGUAGGCGUACUUGCCUUGUGGCCAUUGUUGGCUUCCCAGUCCCUGACGAUGCAGAAGACCGGAAUUAUUAUCUGCCGUUGUGUGAUGAACUGACACAAAUCCUUCCACGCGAGCCCAUGCAUGGAGGAGCCGAGAAGAAGUUAUGGGAAAAUCUUGUAUUAAAGGAUGCCAUAUGUGGAACUCCUAACAACGACGAUGAGGAUUACAUUGCCCGUCUUCACCGCAGUUUUGACUCGCUGGCGGCAAUGUGUCGUACAAUGACUGUGACGAACUUCACGUGCAGAGUGGGGACUUCAAUGCCGGAUGGGUUUCAGCCGCUCACAGUCCGCAUCACCUUCGCAAGGAUUAGCCACGACCGCCGUCUGACUGUCGCCGACUGGUGGGACAUGAUUGAACAGGGCUGUCCGCUGCUGGACGACCUCCAGAGGGAUCUGGUGUCCACUACGCUCAAGAAGACUGACCGGAGUUUUGAACUUUCCCGUGGACUUUAUGUGAUUUGGCGCUACCGGCAGCUCGGGGAUCCUCGCAAGUGUCGCACCUUCGGCGAAGCGCCUGAGUUUGGUCCCAGUCCACUGAACUCCAUCGAUGUGGACAAGUUGACACGAAUGGUGCAGUAUCAGAUGUACUGCGCGAUAAUCGGCAUGCCGCUCAGCCAUGAAGUGACCGGGCCCGCUUAGUAGCGUCUUCUCUUUAGGCGGACUUUCAACGGGAGUUAAUUACAAACAAAGAAUGAAAAAUGUUUAUUAAUGAUGGUUUUUGGAAGGUAAUGUCUUUUCCGGCUGAAAUGUUUAACAGUUUCUAUUAGGCGCUUCUAAAGGACUUGGCAAGCGAUGUAUCACGGUUUUGAUAUGAUGUUUUUGUGGACGCAACAUGUGCAUAGCUUUUUGAAUUUGUCAGUUGGUUAAACCAAAGCAGCGCUCACUCGCUGCAAUUUCUAUAGUAAAACUAUGC
This is a messenger RNA of Paramacrobiotus metropolitanus, 1641 nucleotides long. RefSeq lists its product as uncharacterized. NCBI's taxonomy places the organism in Eukaryota, Metazoa, Tardigrada, Eutardigrada, Parachela, Macrobiotidae. The transcript has 4 exons. The record is from RefSeq and is a predicted model, not a curated record. Gene Ontology annotation, molecular function: protein binding. Bases 123 to 1367 code for a protein of 414 amino acids.